GGGGCCACGCCCCCGGGGCGAGGACGCACUUGAUGUGACGUCACUGCCGCGCUGGGUCAGGGGCGGGGCCAACAAGGCAAAGAUGGCGCUGAACAGGAACCAUUCGCAGGAGGGUGGUGUUGUUAUCCCCAAUGCCGAGAGUAUUCUCAAACAGUGUAAAGAUGUGGAGCUUUCCUUCAGUGACGUGACAGGCAAGCCUGAAAUCUUCAAAGGCACCAAGAAAGGAAUGCUGUAUCUCACCCCUUACAGAAUGAUCUUUGUGUCCAAGGGCAAGGAUCCUAUGCUGUCUUUCAUGAUGCCAUUUUAUUUGGUGAAAGGAUGCUCAAUCGAGCAGCCUGUUUUCUCUGCCAAUUACAUCAAAGGACAGAUCCAGGCUGAGGUCGGAGGUGGCUGGGAAGGGCAGGGGAUGUUUAAACUGACUUUCAACAGCGGAGGAGCCAUUGAGUUUGGACAGCUGAUGUUGAAAGCUGCUUCUAGUGUUUCUAGUGGCGUUCCUCUGCAGAACCCUAGCUGUGGAUACACCUCUGUUCCCGGGGGCUACUCACCUGUUCCGGGAGGCUAUGCUGCCCCACCGCUACCAAACGGACCUUAUCCCUAUGCACCACCUUCAGUGAAUGCUUACGGACCUGCUCCACAGCCCAUGGGAUAUCCAUACACCCAGACCCCAGGUAUUUACCCACCACAUCCAAACACAAACCCCAUGUACAUGCCAUCUCCACCACCCUACUCCGGGGCACCUCCUGCAGGACCCUCGGCUCCCCCAGCCUGGGUGAGCCCAGGAAUGCCAGGAGGCAGUAAGGCCAUGGAAGCUGCUUCCAGUGCCUAUUACAACCCUGCCAACCCACACAAUGUGUACAUGCCCAUGGAUCAGCCACCUCCUUAUGCACCUCCUGAGGAUAAGAAGAACAACUAACAGAAGAAAAUUGCAACCAACCUCCCAGAUUAUCUCUCCCUGAAGAUUAUUUGGCUGUUAGUACCCCUCAAGUUAGCAUAUCUCUAGAUCUCAGUUUCUCUACAGUGUAGUGCUGGCCAGCUGAGCACCUGCCCUCUUUAAACAUUGAGUCAGGCAAUACAAGGCAGGACAACAGCAGUUUCCUACUUACCUGCUUUUUUCAUGGGGUUGAAGGACUAACUUUUGCCCUGCCAUUCGCUUGAGGAGAGAGAUAGACUUCUUAUUAAAGUGUAUUGCAUGACUAAUUGUCUUGGUAAUCUAGGACUAAAAUGUGAAGGCUCUGGGAUCUUGUUGGAGUAAACCACCUUGGAAUGUCAAACUGUUGACUUCUGGAGCAACAACCAGGAAGAAAGGUGUAGAGACCUAUGACAUCCCCUCUACAGAUCCUCAGGUGCCCUAGAAAGGUGUUAAAUUUCCUUAAGUUCUAGGGCAGUUCAGUUUGGAAAUCCUGUAUUGUGAUGGAAGUGUGUGGCAUCCUGGAAGAGAUGCUGAAGCAUUUGGCUACACAAGAGGGAAGGGGAUGAGUCCCAAUCAGCCUGUCUUUGUAGCCAUUGAAUAGCGAUGAAAACAAAGGUGUGCCUCAGGGCAGUGAGAUCAUAGAUUGGCAGAUCUGAGGAUCAGUCUGUCUUUUCCCUGUCGGAGCAGGCCUCAUAUCUCUGUAAUGAUCCUGUGUCAAGCAACUGUUCUUCAAGCCUAAUGGAGUCAAGUGCUGCAUGCCUUGGAGUAAAGUAUGUUACAUUAGGCAGAUGACCUGGCACUAGCUUUGUCAAGAGACAAGUCCUGCAGCCCUGGCUCCCUCUACUGAGCAAACUUGCACUGUGUGCUACCUCCACAAGGGAAAACUGGCCUUCAUCUUUUCCUCUAGCUGCUGGAGCCAGGCUGUGUGUGCCCACAUCUGAGCAGCAUGGGCAGGUGGGCACUCUAAUGCCAGAGUUGGUUGUUUACAGGUGCCCUCUUGGUUGUUACAGGCUGAGAACUGCUGUCUGAGUGGGAGUUACUAAUGCUUGGAUCUCUUGCAGAGGCUGGCUGCUCAGCCACAACCUUUCCUUUUUCCUUAGGAUAUAGUGCCAUUAAACCUGUUCUGAAGAGUCUCUAGUCUGGUGAAGACCCUUGUGAUCCUUUACAUAUAGGGUGAUUGUACUUCUUCCUACAGCCUCCCUGCCUUCACAAGGGGGAAGGAGUGUUUUCCCUCUUACUUCCCUGUAUGGCCGGGCUUUCCUGCAACUCAGGUUUGCACAACUUAAAAGAAUGAAUUCCUAAAGAAGUUCCAUGUGGGGGGAAGUAAGUUUCCUGAUCUGUACACUUUUUCUGACUUAGAGAUAUUCUAACAACACUGUAUUUAAAAAAAAAUCAACCAUGAAUGUAUAUAACUUUUUGAGUUGCACUUUAAUACAGGCGUGUUGAUACCUUUUUCUGCCA
This is a messenger RNA of Prinia subflava (tawny-flanked prinia), 2371 nucleotides long. It is a transcript of the gene WBP2NL, whose product is annotated as WBP2 N-terminal like. The record is from RefSeq and is a predicted model, not a curated record. NCBI's taxonomy places the organism in Eukaryota, Metazoa, Chordata, Aves, Passeriformes, Cisticolidae. The transcript has 8 exons. Gene Ontology annotation, cellular component: nucleus. Gene Ontology annotation, molecular function: chromatin DNA binding; transcription coactivator activity. Gene Ontology annotation, biological process: positive regulation of DNA-templated transcription. The coding region runs from base 83 to 913 and encodes 276 amino acids.